Molecule: messenger RNA, 1862 nt
Organism: Zalophus californianus (California sea lion)
Lineage: Eukaryota; Metazoa; Chordata; Mammalia; Carnivora; Otariidae
Gene: RABL2B
Product: RAB, member of RAS oncogene family like 2B
Exons: 8
Coding region: 161-859 (232 amino acids)
Cellular component (GO): Golgi apparatus; endosome
Molecular function (GO): GTP binding; GTPase activity
Source: RefSeq, a predicted model, not a curated record
GGCAGCCCUCCUGCGGGUCCUUGUGCGGUUGCGUAGCAGCUGCGAGGACGCGAACGGAGCCGGAAGCGGAGUGCGGCGCUGAGAGAACCCGGCUGGCCCGAGGGACAGUGACAAGACCCCACACGCACACACCUACCCCGGGCUGAACGGCCAGGAGCCAAUGGCCAGCGACAAACCCAAACCCUGUGAGCUCAACCAAGAGAAAUACGAUGCUGAUGACAACGUGAAGAUCAUCUGCCUAGGGGACAGCGCUGUGGGCAAGUCCAAACUUAUGGAGAGGUUUCUCAUGGACGGAUUGUAUCCUUCAAGGUUUGCGGUGUUCUGUGUUCCUGUGGUCCUUCCCCCCUCAUGCCAACGCAACCUCACUGUUCACCCCUUCAUUCCAGUGGUCCAGGGAGGAGGGAUAGACUUUUGGGACACAGCAGGCCAGGAGCGGUUCCAGAGCAUGCACGCCUCCUACUACCACAAGGCCCACGCUUGCAUCAUGGUGUUUGAUGUGCAGAGGAAAGUAACCUACAAGAACCUGAGCACUUGGUAUACAGAGCUUCGGGAGUUCAGGCCAGAGAUCCCAUGCAUCGUGGUGGCCAAUAAAAUUGAUGACAUAAAGAUGACCCAAAAGAGCUUCAAUUUUGCCAGGAAGUUCUCCCUUCCCCUGUACUUUGUCUCAGCGGCUGAUGGUACCAAUGUCGUGAAGCUCUUCAAUGAUGCGAUUCGAUUAGCUGUGUCUUACAAACACAACUCCCGGGACUUCAUGGAUGAGGUUUUGCAGGAGCUUGAGAACUUUGAUUUGGAGCAGAAGGAGGAGGAAGUGCCAGACCGAGUGCAGCGUGGCAACAUCGAGAGCCCCUCCCCUUCCUGAGUCAGAGAAGGAAGCCUCUCUCCUCGUGGACUUUGGGGAGGGGGGUGGUAUCUUUCAGAAUACCCUCCCCUCAGCAACCCUCCAGCUAUGAAUUGAAAAAUUCUUGCAGGCCUGUCUGACCCUUCCACAGCUGUCCUUUUCCCUGGACUCGGACCGGGACAGGGUCUGCACCAGCAAGCACCCUGGACAGGUGUGAGAGAUCCACAGCGGACCCCGAAGCAGAAUUAGAGAUCAGUAGCCUCAGCCUCCCCAGGUUGUGUGGAAGCAGGGAAGACCUUCGGGAAACAUGCUUUGUGUCUCUCAAAUAAAAGGAAAUUGAGGUGUUUUCUCUCCCAGAACCGACCUCAGGGCCUAUUCAUUGCUUUUCCACCAAGGGAAUGAUUUCUAAUCCCUGACGGCCCCUAUUCCCACCCGUACAGAUUUGGGGCGGGGGGGGCCUCAAUUCUUUUUCCUCUUUAGUCUCCCAACCAACUUUUUUUCAGAAAUGGUUUUGAGCAGACAGCUGUUCCUAUCACGGGACAGGUUUACCAUUACAACCCAGGGAAACAGGUCACAAGUCCUGCCACCCUAAGCUGUUCUGCAAAGCACGUGCAUUUGGGUUCUAAGAAGAGCUUCCCUUUAAAGCCCCCGUUCCAGCCGAUGAUGCUUUCCUGCCCUUUUUGGAGGACUGUUGUGGUACUGCCCUGUGGGGCAGGGAGAGGGGCCGCCCUGCUGCCUUUCCCACUUCUCUCCAGGACUUGUGGUUCACUGGUGUGUUUGUAUGAUCAUCUUGUGCAUCAUCAUUUCCACUGUUCUCAUAUUUAUAGUAAAGUUUGAAUUAACAAACAUUUCAUGUAUGUGCAUGCUUGUGGGUCUGGAUUUUACUGAGCAAAAAGCCACAAAAUACCUUGAGAUAAUCAGCUAGAUGAAUGAAGGAAGCUGCCUUGAUCUGCCAUGUGAGGGCAGCCUGGUCAGCUCUGCUGUAAUGGAGACCAUUGCAAUGGAAUUUAGCGUUUUUUGUUUU